GAGAACUGGGGACACCCGCUCGCUUCCGUAAACAUCGCUCGGCCCCGCCCCUCCAGCCGGGAGAGAGCAUUCGUACUCAGGGGAAGGGGAGCAAGGCUCCUGUCAUGGAAGGACGGAUUUGCCUCCCUUUUUUGGAAAAGUACCGGGCAGCCAGCUUCGACCUGUCCGGGCUAAAACUUGUCGCUUCGCACUCCGAGUGUCGUUUCCCUUGCCUGUCGUGUUGGUUAAGAUACGGAACGAAACGUUUCCCCCCCCCUCCUCACAGAGAAGUGGGAGCGUCCAGGCAGCUGCUAAUAGACGGCCCAAGAUUAUGUAUAACCAAACGGGGGAGGCGGAUGGAGAGUUAAAGCCCGGGUGACAAGAGCUGAGGGGCAGCCAAGGCAGAACCUGUGAGGGGAAACCGAGGACUCCUCUGCUUGGAAAGGGCUAUCUUGCGGAAAGAAACCUCCAGGCAGAAGCAUUAAAUAAACCUGCAAUAAAUAUGGAUGAUUAAAUGAAUAAUAUUUUCUUGAGGGAGGGGGAGAGACUCUGCAUUCUGAAGACUUCUGUAAAUUCUUCUGCAGAUCUGCUACAUAGUUCUUAAAUGAUCUUCAGAAUACAUGUUGAAAGUGUAACUGCCAAUGAACUGCAUCAAAUCCCACAUAGGGAGCAACUCUUAAACAGAGGAUUGCAUCUAGACUACCUGUAGACAAUUCUCACAACUUCAUUUGGUGCUUGCUUACACAGGUUCUAUUUACUGGAUCAACAGAAGUGAUCCAAAAUGCCUUUCACUGAUGAGCAGAGCAGUGACUGUGAUUCUUCUAGAUCUUCAGAAAGUGCAACUUCUUCAUCUAGUGACUCUGAAUACUCAAGGCAAAGUUUUACCAGUGAUUCUUCAAGCAAACCCAGUUCUCCAGCCUCAACAAGCCCUCCCAAAAUGGUUACAUUUGAUGAAAUGAUGGCAGCUGCAAGGAAUCUGUCAAACCUGACUCUGGCUCAUGAAAUUGCUGUAAAUAAGAAUUUUCAUUUGGAACGCGUAGAACACCCGCAGAACAGCUUGCCUGGAAGGGUUAAACAAAUUGUACAUAAAGCAUUCUGGGACCGCCUGGAAGAAGAUUUGAAUGAAGACCCUCCAGAGUAUGAGCAUGCAAUCAAACUGUUUGAGGAAAUUAAAGAGAUCCUUCUUUCUUUUUUGAACCCGGGGGCUAACAGGAUGCGCAACCAAAUUUGUGAAGUCCUCGACACGGACCUUAUAAGGCAGCAGGCUGAGCACAAUGCAGUUGAUAUCCAGGGUCUUGCAAACUAUGUCAUUAGCACCAUGGGGAAGCUGUGUGCUCCAGUAAGGGACAAUGAUAUCAAUCAGUUAAAGCCCACUGGGAAUAUUGUAGCAUUGUUGAGGCAAAUAUUCCAUGUUCUGGAUCUCAUGACAAUGGAUAUGGUUAAUUUUACUAUCCAGAGUCUUAGACCUCACGUUCAGCGCAACUUGAUAGAUUAUGAAAGAGCAAAAUUCCAAGAUAUACUUGAAGAAACUCCAAGUGCCCUAGACUUGACAACCGAAUGGAUAAAGGAAUCAAUACAAGAUGAGUUGUCUUCUAUUUCUUGUGAAAUGUCAUCAUCUCCUGGUGCUAAUGGGAUCUCAAAACCAAAUGUUAGUCCGAUUGUGGUGUUAACAAACAGCUACCUGAAACUGUUAGAGUGGGAUUAUCAGAAAAAAACAAUUCCAGAGACAUUAAUGACAGAUGAAACUCGCCUUCAAGAAUUAUCCAAGAAAUUGAAUCAGUUGAAGAUUGUAGCGUGUAUUUCUCUCAUAACAAGCAACAUGCUGCCUGCAGUUAUUGAGGAUAUUCCAGACUUCAUUGAGAAACAAAAAAGGAUUUCUUUUGUUCUGCUCGAAGGAAUGCAUAAGGAGACUUUUGAUUUAAAAGAAGCUCUUAAUGCAGUAGGUAUUCAAACAUGUAGUACAAUAAAUGAAUCACUCACAAAGAGAGGCUUUCAGCUCUUAAAUAAAGAAGUUCAAGCAAAUGUGGUAGGUCAGCUCUGCAACAUUGUUGAAGAAGACAAUGCUGUCAUCACCUUAAUUGGUAAACGAAUUCAUUUGUACAUGAAAAGCUUGCUUGCUUCUCCAUGCUUUCAAAAAUCUAUGCCUACAGUUCCUGGAGGUCUUGGUGUGAUUCAAAAAGAGAUAGAGACUAUUGGAUCUCAGUAUGCUAGCAUUGUUAACCUUAAUAAACAGGUUUAUGGACCAUUCUAUGCAAGUAUCUUUCGAAAACUGCUAUUCAGUGAGACAGAAACAAACAAAGCAGAACUUGAGACUUCUACCAACUGAAAUAUGUACAGCUUCUUUUUUGGUCCCUCCUUUUCACAAUAUUUACGUUGUGAUUGGCAUUCUUCUUUUGACUAUGCAUAGUUUGCAGUGAUGACUGUUAAUGGGAGACAGAGAGAAAUGUGUUUAUAUUACACAGAUUACAGUCAAAUAAAUAAAAGUUCCCUCCAAAUUAAAGCAAUUACUACAUUUUAAAAAGGUAACUUUUGAAAGGAUUAAUUAUGUUUGUAGCAAUUGAUUAUAAUAUGUGGCACUUAUUUACUGUAAUUUUCUUUUUCUUACACAAAUAUUUCAGACAUGUAUGAUAAAUGCCCACAGUAAUAUAAAUCUUCUAAAUGUUUAAUAUGCUUAUGCGAAUGACUAUGGUGCAAUAAUAUAAAAAGUAUAUUUCAGAUUUAAUCUGAAAUAAUUGUAGGGCAUUUGCCUUUUGCCUUUACCCCAAAUGGAUUGCUCAAGAAAGCCCUGCCCUCCACCCCAUUUCUCUCUUCUCACAAGUGAGAUAAUAAGGGAAGAUCAUGUAUCAAAUUUGUUCAAGGGUGUUUCCUGUUUUGAGCUUUUAAUGUAUGCAGUCUUCAUAAUGAUCUAGUACAAGUUGCUUAGAAUUUAGUAGCUCCUGAUUUCAUGUGGAAGAAUAGUUCCUUUUUUAAAAAGGUAAUUCAUGAUAGUUUAACUCACUUGCUUAACAACUUGCUAUAUUAUAUACAAGCUAUUUAUUUUUAUUUUUCUCAAUUUAUGGAAGGGCUAAAAUACAUUGAACAUAUAAUUCUCUGUUUACUAUCAACAAGAAUCAGAAUUUGAAAAUGGAAAGCUCAAGAAGACAAAUAUAUGGUAUUAAGCAGCAAAUGCUGAACAUGCUUAGUUGGACACCUAUUGCAAGGUGCCACUAAAUAGUCCCAGUUGAUAUUUUACUUGCUUUUUUCCUAAUAAAUAAUGAGAUAUCAUCAUUUUGGGAUUACAUCUCUUACCUAGGAUGUAAAAUAUCCGGAAAUUUUAAAACCAUGAGAAAAAACUUUUUUCCCUGUUUUUUUCUGGAAAAAAUAGAAAUUUUGAGAAAAUUGAAAAAAAAAAGUUCAGUGUGGAGUAGUUUUACAAAUUUAAUGAAUUGAUGUGUGUAUAAAUGCAUUAUGCUUGCAAUAAAACAGGUAACCAACCCCUUUUCCCUCAAAAGCAACAAAAAAGCAAGAAACCAUCAACAUAAAAAAUAAUUUGCUCCUUAGCCAAUAGCAAAUAAAGUUAAGGUUCACCUCCAUAUUUAACCU
Molecule: messenger RNA, 3561 nt
Organism: Pseudonaja textilis
Lineage: Eukaryota; Metazoa; Chordata; Lepidosauria; Squamata; Elapidae
Source: RefSeq, a predicted model, not a curated record